Daldinia caldariorum is the source of this 1895-nucleotide messenger RNA. Its product is annotated as translation initiation factor eIF3 subunit. Gene Ontology annotation, cellular component: cytoplasm; eukaryotic translation initiation factor 3 complex. The record is from RefSeq and is a predicted model, not a curated record. The coding region runs from base 317 to 1147 and encodes 276 amino acids. The transcript has 4 exons. Lineage: Eukaryota; Fungi; Ascomycota; Sordariomycetes; Xylariales; Hypoxylaceae. Gene Ontology annotation, molecular function: translation initiation factor activity.
CCACUGUAACUUGUAAGCUUUCAAUACCUGCUAAGUCCCGUAACGCACAACACCGCACAAAAUUUUAGGCAAAGUUAGAAAUACCUCUAUUUCCUUAGGUACCUUAUUAAAUUUUAUGCCCAAUCUCCACCGAAUUCCAUCAACAAGUUCAACUUUUGCACUUUUCACCCAUCUUUUCUUUUGCUCAUACCAUUUCCCCCACCCCCUACAUCACCUUUAUUGCAGUUGCUGCAAUCGCUGAACAACGAACUUCUAUUUGAAAACAGCGAAUUUUCCAAGAUUUCCAAGAUUUUCCCAGGAAAUCAACGUUAAUACAAUGCCUCCUAAGAAGCAGUGGGAUGACGAGGAGAGCGAGUCUAGCUCGCCUUCAGCCUCUCCCGUUAUUGGCGCUAUCCGCCGUAGUAAAUUCGACGAUGAAGAGGGCGAGGAUGAUGAUGUUCUCGAUUCGUGGGAUGCGGCCGAAGACUCGGAGGCCGAGCGCGAGAAAGCCAAGAAGGCAGCUGAGGCUAAGGCCAAAGCUGACGCCGAAGCCGCUGCCAACAAGAAAUCCAAGGCCCAGCGCAUCGCCGAACACAAGGCUGAGCGAGCCCGCCGCCUGGCGGAAGGUUCCGACGUAUCUGAAGAUGAGGAUGAGGCUGAGCGACGAGAACGAAUGCGCCGCACCGAGAAGGAAUCCGAUCUAAAGCACGCCGAGGAUCUGUUUGGCGACGCCGGUAUCAGUCUAAGCAACGGACGCAAGGCUACUACUGUCGGCUCUGCUAUACCUAUCGACCCUACGGACCCCACCAAGACCGUCGAUCUCAGUGCUCUACCUCUGUUCAACCCUCAGACAAAGACCCAGUUCGAGACUCUGCGCACCACGUUAGCCCCCAUACUAGCCGGCAACCACAAGAAGGCGCACUACCACCUGUUCCUCCAGGAAUUCGCAAAGCAACUCGCCAAGGACCUGCCUAGCGAUCAGAUCAAGAAGGUUGCCAGCUCCCUCACUACUCUUAGCAACGAGAAGAUGAAGGAAGAGAAGGCGGCCGAGAAGGGAGGCAAGAAGACAAAGGCGCAGAAGACCAAGACUACAUUGGUGACUAGCAGAGCCAACACUACAGACGUCGGCGCUUACGACGAUGAUUUCGGAGACGAGGACUUCAUGUGAAGAACGUGAAGAGCCCCAAAUAUCGUGGCACCUAGUCGCGAUACUCUCACGAUAUCUUUGCAUGGGCCGCCCCUUUUCCACAGACCCGCCGUGGUGGAUUUUUGGAGCUAAUACCCCCUGCAUGCAAACAACCGAUUGAGCAUUUCACGUUUCUAGUAUAGGUUAUAAAAUGCCAAUCGCCUCUUUCCCCCCCUCACCUCCCUAAAUUUGCUCCUCCUCCCCCCCCCCCCUCCCCUUUCACACCCUCAACCCUCCAGUGCGCCGAGCCGAGGGUUUAAUUCGGGAUGAGCGAUGUUGUUGAUGAUAAAUACGAAUGGCCCAUGGAAUCCCGGUGACACAAGCAGGCGACGAAUCUAUCCGCAGUCUACGUUGGGCCUUGCCGAUAUUGAGACCCAUACCGACCCGGUUAUUACGGGGGACUCUUGAACUUGCAUUUGCGUUGCGCUAAUGGAUGGUUCGAGUCGAGCCGAGCUAUGCUAAUGCUAUGCUACGGGCUCUGGUGACGAGGCUGGUUAGGAAUUAAGUUGGCUGGGCCGGUUGGCUUGGAGUGCUCUGUAUUGUAUGUACCUAAUAUAUGGCCUCAAGAAUGCAGCUCGAUGAGGCUUAGGCUAGGCUUUGCGUAUCAAUUCGAAUUUGCGGAUAUUUGAAAUUACACGACUUCGACGUCUUCGUUAUAAAACCAAACCACAUGUGAAUUUCUCGAUCCCGUUGCCCCGUCGUGGGCUUCUAGCGUAGGUACACAUCUAGC